CCGGCCAAUGGCCUCCUCUCACUCUCACCCUCACCCCCGCACCCACCCCCAGCUCUGAGCUCCCUCCAACUUCACAUGAUCUUCUAGUGUGAUCUCACUCUCACACACAUUGAGUUGUGGCCAACACUAUGGUUAGUGAUCAUCUGCUCAACAAGGUAAAGAACCUCCCAGGAUGGACGGGGCUGCGUUCCUUCCGCUCCUACCGCCCCCUCCUGAUCCGCCGCCGGCGGGGCGAACGGCGCCGCCGCGGCCUGCUCGGGAGGAGUCGCCGCUGUCGGGGCGGUCACCUGAGACCGGCGGAUCGCCGGAUUCGCAGUCUGCGGCGGAGAUCGGGGGAUUUCUCCAUCCGGCCAAAUGGAAAAUUUUCUUCCAAGAUGUCCGGGAAGCCGGCCGUAGAUCGGAGGGAGUUCUCUACUCGUACUACCCUUCGAGGUGGACGGUGGUGUGCGAUCUGGCUGGUGACAUUCUCGGAGGGGAGUAUCUCAAAGCUGAUGAGAAGAUUAAUGAAGGUACGCGGUUGCUCAUUGAUAUUUUCGAUGUUACCGUUCAUUCGCGUGUGCAGGAGGAACCGGAGACUCUUGAUCACAUUGACUUGAUCGAUCUCACGGAAGAUCCAAAGCCCUCGAAGCCGCGGUUCAGUGGGCGCUUUUGGGUAUUGGCUGAUGAGGAUGAUGAGGUGACGCUCGUGGACGACGACGAUGCCGGAGACUCGCCGGAAUAUUCACCGACGCCUUCAUUGAUCAUUUGCGAGGCCUUCGAUCAGGGUUACUCUGAAGAUGAGGUCGCGGCGAUUGGUGAUGGAGUGGUGCCACUCGACGAUCCGGCGCGGCAAGGGCUACGAUCGGAAGAUAAACUCGAGGUUCUUCGGCGCAUAGUAAAUCGCCGGACUUCAGCUGCGGCGAGCCGGCCGUGGAAGGGACCGAUUCCUAAGGUGUUAUUCCGGGCUACGGCGCUAAUCCGUACUUGGUCCUUACUCACUCCGAGGGAGGCCAGGGAGCGUUUGGUUACUGGAUCUGUCCGGUGGGAGACGGUAGCGCGGGAUAUCUUCAACCGGUUUGGAUGGCGAUCAUGUAAUAGGAUAGGAGUUCAGUUUACCUAUCUGCUAUUUUGCCAGCCGGGUUGUGGCUUAUCUCAUUUCUGCCUUGCAGUCGAUGCUCUAUGUGAGUUAUAGGCUGCUUUGAUUCCUUUUUCUAUAAGACCUUUGUUCAGAACCUGUUUAUUUGUUUAAUAAGAGAGGCCGUAUGCAUCUAA
Messenger RNA from Triticum dicoccoides, 1251 nucleotides. RefSeq lists its product as uncharacterized. The record is from RefSeq and is a predicted model, not a curated record. Bases 173 to 1171 code for a protein of 332 amino acids. NCBI's taxonomy places the organism in Eukaryota, Viridiplantae, Streptophyta, Magnoliopsida, Poales, Poaceae. The transcript is spliced from 2 exons.